UCAACAUAUUAGAACCUUAGUAUGCCGACAGAUACAUUUCAGAAUUAGAUAUUCGUUUUUUAGGGUUUUUUCUAAUUUAUUUUUUGAACCUUUUCUUUAAUAACUUACCAUUGUUGAGUCUAAUUAAAAUUGAUAUAGUGAAAAAUUCUGCAGUGUAAACCACAGAUAGAGAUAGUUCGAGAUGGCAGAAAAAUCCAAUGAAAAGGUGUUUGAUCCAUAUGAGGCCCGUGAAGUGGAAAAACCCUUAUCAAAUUGCGAUGCGUUAUUAUCGCUGCUGAAGUGUGUGGUCGGAACCGGUUGCUUGGCCCUGCCCCUCGCCUUCUUCUACGUUGGCUAUGUGGGCGGCAUCAUUCUGACGAUCGUUGUCACAGCCCUUUUAAUUUAUGGAUUGCAACUACUGAUACGUUGUAUGGUAGAGUCUAGUCGUCGGAACAUGGUCGGCUAUAUGACCUUUCCAGAGACAAUGUCAUAUGCAAUUUCUGUAGGGCCGAAGUGCUGUCAUUGGGCCUCAAAGUGCUCUGGGCAUUUAGUAAAUGGUAUUCUGAUAUUCUCCCACUACGGUGUGUGCGUGGUUUAUAUCGUGUUUGUAAGCGUAAAUGUGAAGCAAGUUAUUGACCAUAACUGCAAGGAAUUGGAUGUCCGGCUUUAUUGUUUCAUAGUAGGAAUGUUAUCAUUACCACUAUUUCUACUGCGGCAUCUGAAGUACUUGGUGCCCACAAAUAUAAUUGCCAAUAUUUUGAUGUACACUGGUUUUGGAUGUAUCUUUUACUAUUUUUUUACAAAUUUACCUCCCAUUAAAGAUGUCGAGCUUUUUAAUUAUCAGCUUCCAUUGUUUUUUGGCAUCCUGCUGUUUGCCACUUCGUCCGUGGGCGUGAUGCUUGCCAUCGAAUCGAAAAUGGCCAAACCACGGGAUUAUCUGGGCUGGUUCGGGGUUCUGAAUCGCGGAGCAGUGUUUGUGGCUCUGACAUAUAUAAUAUUUGGAUUCAUGGGGUAUUGGCGCUAUGGUAGUAUUGUGGCGGCUAGUGUGACUUUAAAUAUGCCCACUAGUGAAGCGCUGGCGCAGGUUAUCAAACUGUUCAUUGCGAUAUCCGUGUUCUUCACGUUUCCGUUGAGUGGAUACGUUGUUGUCGAUAUCGUGUGCAAUCAAUAUAUUGCAAAAAACCACAAUCCCAAGAACCCGCAUAUGAUAGAAUACAUAUUUCGCGCUUGCUUCGUGAUUGUGUGCACAGCUAAUGCAAUCGCUUUCCCCAAUUUGGGUCCACUCUUAGCUUUGGUUGGAGCAUUUUCCAUAUCGCUACUGAAUAUCAUUUUUCCGUGUUGGAUUGAGAUUUGCCUCUUGUAUGGCUCAUCGUAUGGCCCUGGAAAAUGGAAACUGGUUAAAGAUAUAAUAAUAAUUAUAAUAGGGUUGGCUAUUCUUGUAUACGGAACUUAUUCGGCUAUCAUGGAUAUGAUACGCGAGUAUGGCGGUAGUAGUGAUGCUGUCGCUGAUAAUAGCAAAAAAACCAAGGGACCCGAAGAUUUAGAAGAUGAACUAAAUGCAGCUACCAUAAAUGAUCCAAUUAUUGAUAAUAUAACUCCCGAAAAGCAAUUUUACUUGUGAUUGUAGAUUGCAACAAAGUUGAUCCUGACAACGUACAGAAAUCCAGAAACCCACAUACAACUCUAUAAAUAGUCUCUUCAAAGAGAUCAGUGCAUAUUUUAUCUAUAUUAUGAGGUGUUACCGUCGUCGUUUGAUUUCAAAAUUCGACGAGGGAGCACAGAAAAUACUAGAUAUAUGGCCUCCUUCUAUUUCCUGCACCCAAACUUAGGAUAACCAGCUCAGUUUUGGCUUUUAUGUUUCAGCUUCGUGCCCUACAAGAAUCCACAACUGAUGUAAGCAACUUGUACUACUUAUCCAGUAUAUCAUCGAAAAGGUCAUUUGUCCAUAAUGAUUUGUGUGCGUUUCUUAUUUUGACUCUGAUCAAAGCAUGCUCCACCAUAUUGCUCCAUCUUGCACCAUCCAGCUUACUUCGAACAGCCGCGCAGGCGCUAUAAAUUGGCUAAAGAGCUCAGCUUCAGCGAGGCCGUGCAUUUGGUUAUUUCGAAUGGAGUUUGCAUAACCAGAUUGAGCAACAUCCUCUCGAUUGUGACAAUCGAGUGUCUUUGUUUAUCCAGAAUACAUACCUCACCAUAGUAAAGGAUAUGGACCCUCGAAAGAUUCGGCUAUGGCGCUCUUUGCUUUUCAUCAUUUUAGGUGUCUGCAGAGGCAUUGCUGGCACUAUGGGCUUAGUAGCAUCCAACAAGGAAAAGAAUGAAGGCUUAAAGUUUCAAUUUAUACCAAUAUACGUUAAUAUUGUAGUAAAUUGAGUUAGUAUUUAA
Messenger RNA from Drosophila mojavensis, 2358 nucleotides. Its product is annotated as glutamate transporter polyphemus. Lineage: Eukaryota; Metazoa; Arthropoda; Insecta; Diptera; Drosophilidae. The record is from RefSeq and is a predicted model, not a curated record. Bases 182 to 1600 code for a protein of 472 amino acids. Gene Ontology annotation, molecular function: amino acid transmembrane transporter activity. The transcript has 7 exons. Gene Ontology annotation, cellular component: vacuolar membrane. Gene Ontology annotation, biological process: amino acid transmembrane transport.